Messenger RNA from Acanthocheilonema viteae, 582 nucleotides. The record is from the annotation of a GenBank genome assembly. Lineage: Eukaryota; Metazoa; Nematoda; Chromadorea; Rhabditida; Onchocercidae.
AUGUUUAAUUAUCUCACCGUGCUAUUAACUUUUCAAUUUUCCCUAUUUGGUUUAUCAAAAGCAAGUUGUAAGUGUCCACUAUGCCCAACUAACGCAUGUUCUGUCCAAAACUUAUGUCCGCCACCGGUUAUUUGUCAACCCAAAAUCUGUCCAGCAUUGCCAGUUUGUCCUAUUAUGUUGCCAAGAUCUUGUCCAGUAUGCAUCAAACCGAUCAUAAAACCGUUGCAAAUCCCAGUUGUAAAACCAAUUUAUAAAGUAAUUAAUAAACCAAUUAUUGUGAACAAAUGUUGCAAAACAUGUGACGAACAAUGUACUGUACGAAUGAAACGAAAUAUUUCAAACAGUACAAUUGUAACAGUAAAUUCCGCAUGCAACAAUAAAAUGCUCGGCAAAAUCAUCGCUGAGACGAUGACAUCGAAUCCAAUAACAUCACAAAAGCUAAUCAUGGAAAGAGUGACAAAAUCGUUGGGUCAAUACAAUAUAUUUUGUAGUACCGGUAAUCUUACUUAUGUUGCAUACACCGGUGAUUUUUGUCAAGUGGCUAAAGACGGCAUUGUAUGUUAUGUCUUCAAAAAUCUAUGA